UCAUACAUGUACGUUGUAACACAAGUAGUAGAAGCAAUUAAUACUGGCUGUAAAUCACUGAAGCAAAUAUAUCGACAUACUUUGUUAAUUAAUUUUUAAUACUUUGUUUUGUAUCUUCAUACUGUUAGCCGGUAGAAAUAAAAUGACAGCAAUCAACGUACGAUUAACUAACAAUCAUAAUUCUCAUAACCUGAGUAGAAAUGACAUCAUUCAUUGGAUAAAUAGUAUCUUAAAUACCAACUACAACAAGAUCGAAGAGCUAAGUACAGGGGCUGCUUAUUGUCAGGCUGUUGAUAUACUGUUUCCUGGUAAGGUACCACUUCAAAGAGUCAAAGUACAGACCAAACUGGAGCAUGAAUCUAUAAAUAACUUCAAAAUACUACAGAAUGCCUUCAAUAAAACUGGAACAGACAAGAUAAUUCCAGUCGAGCGCUUGGUAAAGGGAAGGUUUCAAGAUAAUUUUGAAUUUGUUCAAUGGUUCAAAUUGUACUUUGAUGCAAACUGUAGAGGUAUGAAAUACAGCCAACCACAAGAUAGACCACAGUCUGUCAUUGCCAGACGAUCAAAGAGAUCAUCAAGAAACGCAAACAAGAGCUCAGCCUCAUCCUCAUCCACAUAUCGAGUGGAAUCUGGAGGUCGACCUAGUAGUGAAUUAGAUGUAGAACUUGACGAACUUAGGCAGCAGAUUAUGGAGGUUAAAAUGGACAAGGAAUCCUUAGAAAAAGAACGAGACUUCUACUUCGACAAAUUACGUCAAAUUGAAGUAUUAUGCCAAUCUGAAGACUAUGAAGAUGAGCGAAUGUCACAGCAUGUAAUGGACGUGCUAUGUGCUUAUGAGGAUGGAUUCGAACCACCAGUGGAGGAAUAUGAAGAAUAUUGACACGUUACAGAACCUAAGGGAAUCAGAUAGUUAUCUAAAGGACUUUUAAUUACAAUCGAUGUCUUUGAUUUUAUGUCUUUUUUUUCUUCAUGGAAAUGGUUGUUGUCUUCAAGUUUUAUCUUCAUUUAAAAACAUGUCACUGGAAUUCAUGCAUGUCGAGAAAAAAUAUGAUACGUUAAAAAGAACAGCAGAAAUAAAUCCCACACAGUACAAAACACUACAUCAAACACAUCUCUUAUAAAGAUAAUACAAAUGCAAAUAUCCAGCUUUGAUGCAUCGAAGUUCGUAACUGAUAUAAAAUAUAAACUAACUUCGAAAAGCUGAAAUAAAGG
This is a messenger RNA of Mytilus trossulus (common blue mussel), 1212 nucleotides long. RefSeq names its product microtubule-associated protein RP/EB family member 3-like. The record is from RefSeq and is a predicted model, not a curated record. Gene Ontology annotation, cellular component: spindle midzone; cytoplasmic microtubule; microtubule organizing center. The transcript has 8 exons. NCBI's taxonomy places the organism in Eukaryota, Metazoa, Mollusca, Bivalvia, Mytilida, Mytilidae. Gene Ontology annotation, biological process: protein localization to microtubule; regulation of microtubule polymerization or depolymerization; spindle assembly. Gene Ontology annotation, molecular function: microtubule plus-end binding. Bases 143 to 880 code for a protein of 245 amino acids.